This is a messenger RNA of Oncorhynchus nerka (sockeye salmon), 6060 nucleotides long. RefSeq names its product nischarin (gene nisch). Bases 534 to 5381 code for a protein of 1615 amino acids. NCBI's taxonomy places the organism in Eukaryota, Metazoa, Chordata, Actinopteri, Salmoniformes, Salmonidae. Gene Ontology annotation, cellular component: cytoplasm. The record is from RefSeq and is a predicted model, not a curated record. The transcript is spliced from 21 exons. Gene Ontology annotation, molecular function: integrin binding; phosphatidylinositol binding.
ACAUGGACAGACAGCUUUAAUCAAUUAUCUCCGAUUAAUCAGAGAUAAUGUAGUGCACCGUGUCAGCAUUUUGUCAUGCGGUGUCUAUCAUCAAGUUAAAUUAUUAUAUAAAACCCUUGUCCAUUUUGGUGAUUACUGUCACUGGUCGAGAGUCUCGACGACCCACAGACAAGAGUUAUUUUUAAAUUCAGAUAAACCUAUUGCUGGAUAAAUAGGUUAAUCUAUUCUUUACGCAGCAUUGGGCUGAGUACUAAAUCAUGUACUGGUACCAAGACAGCCAGUCAGGUCAAAGAUUUAGAAGUAGGCUAUUCGGGAAAGGACAACGCCUCUAGAUCUGUUUAGCGAACGGUCUCUCCUUUUUGGCUUUGAAUAGUUUUCCGGGAUUUAACCAGACCGCAGCUGUCUGUCACAACAAAGAUGGAGGAGAAAGCUAGCUAGCACUGUACAUCCACCGAGGACCUUAAAGCUAAAACAACAUUGGACCAGUUUCUCUACUGAUUAUAUAUAUAUUUUUUGAUAUCGUGAUUUUCAAGAUGGAUACUGCCGUAUUUCCCGAGGAUGUCGUUGUAAAAAAGGUUUCCAUCGUUGGAUCGGAGCUCGUAGAGAAUUACACUGUGUACGUCAUUGAGGUGAAAGUACGGGAUCACAGAUGGACCAUAAAGCAUCGCUACAGUGAUUUCCAUGACUUGCAUGAGAAACUGACAUCUGAGAAGAAGAUAGAGAAACAUUUACUGCCGCCUAAGAAGAUGAUCGGUAAAAACUCCAAAAGCCUGGUAGAGAAACGUCAGAAGGAACUGGAAGUCUACCUGCAAACACUGCUGGUCAGAUUCCCUACAGCUGCCCCUAAAGUCCUCUCCUACUUUCUGCACUUCCACCAAUAUGAAAUGAAUGGAAUCACAGCCGCUCUGGCAGAGGAGCUGUUCCACAAGGGAGAGCAGUUGCUGGUGGCUGGUGAGCUGUUCACAUUGUGUCCCCUCCAGCUGUAUGCCAUCACUCAGCAGCUGAAGCUGGCCAAGCCUACCUGCUCUAAUGGUGAUGCCAAGGCAGACCUGGGACACAUCCUGGACUUCACCUGCAGACUCAAAUACCUCAAGAUCACAGGCACCAGAGGAGAGGUGGGGACCAGUAACAUCCAGGAAGACAGCCUCACGUUUGACCUUUCAGUCUUUAAAGCGCUCCUACAGAUAGAGAUAAGUGACUGUAACUCGGCCCAGAUCAUGGGACUGCCUUCUCUGAAACCCUGUCUGGUCACGCUGAAUGUCCACCACUCUGCAACAUCCAUGAUGGAUGUGCUGGUUCCGGAGGCAUGCGUGUCCCCUCAGUGGGUCGCAGAGGGAGCGCUUACAGACCGGCCCGUCGCCACCAUCAUCCCUACCUGGAAGAGACUCACCACCCUGGACAUGAGCCACAACCACAUAGGCUGCAUAGACAACUCAGUGAAAUUGAUACCAAAAGUCGAAUUCUUAGAUCUUAGUUCCAACGAGCUCUCUAUGGUGGAAAACCUUCAGCACCUGUACAAUCUGAUCCACCUGGACCUUUCUUACAACAUUCUGACAGUGUUAGAGGGGGCCCACACCAAACUGGGUAACAUCAAGACCCUCAACCUGGCAGGCAACCAGCUCGACAGCCUCGCAGGCCUCACUAAACUAUACUCUCUGGUUAACCUGGACCUCAGCUCCAACAAACUGGGACAGCUUGAGGAGAUCAGGUACAUAGGAACGCUGCCCUGCCUGGAGAGGCUGGUCCUGUCUAACAACCCCAUGUGUAUCAUCCCUGACUACAGAACCAAGGUGCUGGCUCAGUUCUGGGACCGCGCCUCAGAGGUAUGCUUGGACAGCACUGCGCCGACAGAGAAAGAGCUGGACACUGUGGAGGUGUUGAAAGCUAUUCAGAAAGCCAAAGAAUCUAAAGACCGAAUGGCCAACAACAACGAAAAGAAGAUCAGUGAGGACUCCAGGCUGUCUGGUGGUGGAUCUCCCAUCUCCUCCUCUGUCGCUGCCGCCUCUUCCUCCUCUUCCUCUCUCCUCUCCUCAGCCCUAGCCCCAGCCUGCUCCAGCCAAGAAUUGAUAUGUAAAGAAGAAGGCUUCGUUACCCCUACAAUAUUGACUCCUGUGGAUUUUAUUGCACUUGAUACCCAGCGAUGCUAUGAUGAUGUAAACACACUGCCUUGUGAGGAACAACUACAGGUUACCAGCCACCAACCUGAUGCUGAUUCUAGUUCUUUUCAACACUCCAGGACCCAACAGAACCAGAACAGUAGCUGCUGCUGCUGUGUGGAGGACAGAGAGGAGCGAUACACAUGGAGCAACACUAACCUGAGGACCCCUGUGCUCCCCCUCCACCUCCCCUCCACCUCCUCCUGUCCAUCCUUCACCUCCCUGCUGUCUGCCCGCAUCACCAGAGCCCUGGGAGAGGAGAACAGGAGGCCCAGCAGACUCCGAGAUCUCCCCAGCCAGGAAGAGACUGAUCUGGGCAGCCCCCCCAGUCCCAGCCCCUCCUAUGGAGAUGGAUACUUUGAGAUGGGUCUGGGGGAGGGAAAGGAGAGGGAGGGAGAGGAGGAGGGGUCCCUGACUGACCCGGUAGAGGGAGAGAACCAGCCCCCAGAGACAGAGGUGUUACGUGUGACCAAAGUCAUGUGGUGCCACUGCAUCAGGGUUGAUGAUGAUGUGGUGGAGCAGAGGUCGGUGUGUGUGGUGCUAACAAACAGUCUACUGGGGCUGUUCCACUGUCUUCAACACCCCUCCACAGCCCCAACCCAUCAACCCCAGAGCCAGCCUCACGACCUUGGCUCAGUCACAGUCCAGACCCAGGGCCUAACCCUGCAAACUCUAGUAGAUAACCUGGAGCCAGACCUCGUCCUUCCCUACGACCAGCUAGACUCUCUCCUCUUCUACAUCCCAGACACUUGUCUUUCCCUGAGGGUGAGGUCCUCUGAUGUCCACUGGUACCUCUUCUCAGACCCCGAGGGUUUAAAAGAGACUCACUCCCUGCUCUGCUCCCUGGCCCAGCUCCCCUCCUCCCCGUCAGGAGGACCCUCCACCCCACAGCAGCUCCUCUUCACCUCCUGGGAGACGGAAGAGAACCAGAGCUGUGUGAAAGGAGGUUAUGCAGCACAUCUAGUGGAGACUGCCAUGUUGUCGUCCCAGACCAGCCAGCGGACAACCUCGUCAACAAACCCAACUCUCACUCCAACGAAGACCUCUACUAACCCAGAUACCUUCACCCUCCAAACUCUAACCAAUCCCCUUCUCUCUGACGUCCUAUCCCACGUAGCUCCAGGAGGGGACAGAGACUCCUCCUGCUGUGUCCCCUGUGUCCUGUUCUUGACCCAGCGCCAUCUCUGUGUGCUGAAGGUGGACUUCAAAGCUCUGGCCCGGGGAACCACCGGAGAUGAACCGUCAGACGACCACAACCAGAGGCUCCGCUCCUGCUCCAGGCUCAGCCGCGUCCCCCUGGCCUCCGUGCUGCCCCACCCAAGGCCGAGUGCCCUGUAUGGGGCUGGUGCUGGGUCUAUCCCUGCCUACUCUCCCAGCUGCCCCUGGCACCACCGUUCCCCCAGAGACAGUCGUGUCCUGGAGCUCCUAGUGGGACAGGAGAGGGUCACGGCGGUGUUCCCGUUGCCUCACGACAGGCUCCGUUUCCAGAAACAGUUUACCCUGCUGCGCUCCAGCCUCAGGGACAUCAAGACUGUGGCUUUCCUGCAGGGUGGGAACGAACAUAGCCACAGUGACUGGGACAGUCCCAGGACGAUAAACAUACACACGUCCACUCCCAAUGAGACCAAGAGCACAGACCGACUGCAGGUUAACAGCCCUCGAGGUGCUCAGCGUCCUCGGCCAUCCCUGUCCCUGUCCUACCCAACAGACAUCCUGGUGGAGAAGCUGACCGCAGACAAUCAGGUCCCAUCCCACCUGUCCCUGUCCCCAGCCCUGUCCCUCGUCUCUGGGCUUAGGGGACACCAGCUGCUGGGGUUCUUCCACACAAACAUUGCAGAGGAAGAGAAGGAAGAGCUGCAUCACAUCCUGUGGUCAUCGGUGGUUUUUUAUAAGUCACCUGACGUCGAGGCCACUUCCUGUAUCAUGCUCUCUACUAAAGCCCUCUACUUCCUGCUGGAUGACUCCGCCUCCACGCUCAAUGACCAAUCACUACUGUGGGACUGGAGCCACUGUGACCAUCGGGACCCAGAGCUGAUCAUGUCUUACUGUUUCACCAUCGACCUCCACGACCUCCACUCUGUCAACGUGGGCCUGUUUGACCAGUACUUCAGGGUGAUGGGGCCGUCAGCGGACCACAUCAUCUGCUGUCUGACGAGGGACAGUUACGGGACACACCGCUUCCUGCAGCAGCUGAUGACCGUCCUCUCUCUACAGGACAAACUACCCUCUCCUGAACCCUCCGAACAAGACUUCUACACACAGUUUGGAAAUAAAUCUACAGGUAAGAUGGGGAACUAUGAACUGGUCCACUCUAGCAGGGUAAAGUUCAUCUACCCCAGCGAAGAAGAGAUUGGAGACCUGACCUUUAUCGUAGCCGAGAGGAAAGGUCCUUCUGGGGUAUCCAGCUGUAAUAUCCUGCUCUACGUACUGGUCUUCCAGGUGCAGACCCAGGGGCUAGGUUUCUCCCAGACCCAGGGGCUAGGUUUCUCCCAGACCCAGGGGCUAGGUUUCUCCCAGACCCAGGGGCUAGGUUUCUCCCAGACCCAGGGGCUAGGUUUCUCCCAGGCCCAGGGGCUAGGUUUCUCCCAGGCCCCAGCUGCAGACAGACAGACUUCCACUGGGGGUCUGCAGGGGGAUAGAAAGUCUCACCUCCACCCCCAGAGCCCGGUCUCUGCUAGCCAACCCCGUCUUCACCCCUACCCCCAGGCUCCAGGUCCAGCCCCCUCCACCAGGCCCCAUAUCCCCCAACAGAGCCUGCCUCCCCAGGCUCCCUCCACCCCCAGGCCUGUCCUCCAUCCUAAGACUCUGAUCCUAACCAGCACAGACGUUUUCCUGUUGGAUGAGGAUUACAUCAGCUACCCGCUGCCGGACUUUGCCAAGGAGCCCCCUCCCCGAGACAAGUACCAAUUGGCCGACGCUCGACGAAUAAGAGACCUGGAUAGAGUCCUCAUGGGUUACCAGACGUACCCGCAGGCGCUGACGUUAGUCUUCGACGAUGUCCCGGGGCCAGACCUCCUCUGUCAGCUUACCAUGGACCACUUUGGAGAAGAGGAGGUGGGAGGAGGAGGAGGGGAGAAGGGGAGGAGAUGUGGCAGAACAGAGAGCGAGGUACUGUGGUGUAUCUAUGUCCCCGGAGCAGACAGCAGGGAGAGGCUGAUAUGUCUGUUAGCAAGACAGUGGGAAGUGCUGUGUAGUAGGGAGCUGCCUGUAGAACUCACUGGCUGACUGGCUGGUUCUUCUGCCUGUAGAACUCACUGGCUGACUGGCUGGUUCUUCUGCCUGUAGAACUAACUGGCUGGUUCUUCUGCCAGUAGAAAUAACUGGCUGGUUCUUCUGCCAGUAGAACUAACUGGCUGGUUCUUCUGCCAGUAGAACUAACUGGCUGGUUCUUCUGCCAGUAGAACUCACUGGCUGACUGGCUGGUUCUUCUGCCAGUAGAACUCACUGGCUGACUGGCUGGUUCUUCUGCCUGUAGAACUCACUGGCUGACUGGCUGGUUCUUCUGCCUGUAGAACUAACUGGCUGCCUGACUGGUUCUUCUGCCUGUAGAACUAACUGGCUGCCUGACUGGUUCUUCUUCCAGGAGGUUUUAAAGCAUGGCUGUACGCUGACCCUUUUUACUAGGAGCAUGUGUGCACCUGUUGAAAAAUGUUGGCGCACACAAAGUAAUUUAGGAGCACAAUGAAUUUUUUUUUUUGUUAUUAAAGCUAGAAUCACACAGCUAAAUAUUUAGACACAUAUACGAGUAGAAUGGUGGCACUGUUGAGCCCUGAAAAGAUGGCGGCUUUCAAACCAAUGUUCACAGGCUGGUGGAUGGACUACGUUACUAUAACCCGCCUUCACAGGCUGACGGAUGGACUACGUUACCAUAACCCGCCUUCACAGGCUGACGGAUGGACUACGU